AUGCCCGAGCACUCGCUGCUGGUGAGGACCAUCUCGGGCAGGUGGGAAUCCGUGGGCACGAGCCCCGAGUCCUUCGCCAAGGGCCCCUUUGCCAGGCACCAGCCCGCGCCCGACCGCAAUGGGAUCCUGUGGCCGCGCCUGGGCCUGGGCCUCGUCCUGGGCGCGCUCAUCCUCUGCACCUUCCUGUUCCUGGACGCGGAGAAGAUCGAGGCUCUGGCCAGGUGGCUGGAGACCCACCGGUCGCCGUCCGCGAUCGGCAUCUUCAUGGGGAUUGGAGUCGCGGCGGUCGUGCUGCUCGUGCCCGGCCCUGUGAUUGCCGUCUUCGGCGGGGCGCUCUACGGCAAGGUGGCGGGAUUCGGUAUCGUUCUGGCUUCUGUGGCAAUCGGCCAGUCGGUGGCCUACGUGAUUGGCAGAUUCUUGCUGAGGGACUGGGUAGUGGAGUUCGCAAGCAGGAGGAUCACGCGCUUCCCGCUGAUCGACUCCGUGGUGGCGCGGGAGGGCUGGAAGUUCGUGCUUCUGCUCAGGCUGUCGCCCCUGCUGCCGGACAGCGUCCUCAACUACGUGCUGGCCGUGACGGCCAUCUCUUACCACGUGUACGUGGUCACGUCCCUGGUGGCGGUGGUGCCAUGGACGGUGGGCUUCGUGUACGUGGGGUCCCUGGCGCACAACGUGGCGGAGGCGGCGCACAGCGGCGUGCGGGUGAGCCCCACCACGCUGGCGGUGUCGAUGGCCGUGUCCGUGGUGGCGCUGGGCCUCCUGGGAUGGCUGGCCGCGCGGGUGUCUAGGCGGGCACUGGCCGAGGCCCUGGACGACAAGAGGCUGAGCGGGGACCAGCACAGCGCGUGA
Ostreobium quekettii is the source of this 846-nucleotide messenger RNA. The record is from the annotation of a GenBank genome assembly. NCBI's taxonomy places the organism in Eukaryota, Viridiplantae, Chlorophyta, Ulvophyceae, Bryopsidales, Ostreobiaceae.